UAGAGUACAGCAGAAUUACGAAAUUGAGAAAAUUUGGAGGAAAAAUUAGCAAUUUUUUAUUAUAUUAUAUAUUAUUAUAUAAUAAUAUUAUAUAUAUAUAUUUUUUUGUUUUUUGUUUUUUUUGGACCCUAGAUCUCUGGACUAUUCUCUAUUGGACCAGAUUCCACAGUGGGAGAAGAUGAAGCUCCAGGUCAUCGUUUUAUUGGUGGUUCUUCUCAGCUUGUGUUCUGCAGCUCCUAUCCUUCAGCCACGAAUAGGAAUAAUUGCAAGUAACAGCAAUGAGAUCUUACGUCUCAAUGGAAUCACCCUGGCUGGUAUGGGCAUGGGCAUGGGCAUGGGAGUGGGCCAAGCACAGGGAACACCGUUAUUUUCCCCUUUCCUGAUACAACCACAAGCAGACGUCCUUCUGUCUCCACAGAUAUUGAACUUUGGUGCCCAGUUGCCCUUUUUACCACCCCAACAGAAUCAACUGCCACAAGUACUGAUACCCCCCAAUCCACAGGAGCAGCCCACCGCCCUGAACCCCAACAACCCUCAACUCAACCAGAACCCUGGCCAGAUGGUUCCUCAGUUCUUCCCCUUCCCUCAAGGAACAGGAGGACAGCAGGGAUUCCCGUAUUACCUGACUUAUGGCUUCAAUGGAGGGAACCCGCAGUUGGGAUUUCCACCCAACCAGAAACUGGCCCCACAAAUCCCAGUAAGGCCAACUCUGGCCCCCCGGCCACCUGUUCGGAACAAUGGAAACAUUCUGGAACCAUGGCGUUUGACUCCACCCCCUGAUAACCGUGGGGACCGCCCUGGCGUUGAUGGGGAUCCUGCAUUGUCCUUUUUUAAGCCAUAGACAUUAAUAGUAAAAAGGCAGCCUGCUCUCAAGAAAAAGCACUAAGAACUAAGAACUUACAAAUAGCACAACUAUUGAAUUUUGAAAAGAAUAUUUUCCUGUAACCCAUCAAUACAACAAAUAUCUUAUUAAUUCAAAUGCAAUAAUUAAUUAGCAUUGUCAUGUUUGUAUACCAGCGGAUAAUAAAUGCUUUUGUGUUGAGAA
Messenger RNA from Astyanax mexicanus (Mexican tetra), 1045 nucleotides. RefSeq names its product odontogenic, ameloblast associated (gene odam). The transcript is spliced from 9 exons. The record is from RefSeq and is a predicted model, not a curated record. Lineage: Eukaryota; Metazoa; Chordata; Actinopteri; Characiformes; Acestrorhamphidae. Bases 179 to 841 code for a protein of 220 amino acids.